CGGCUAUAUGCCGCGGUCGAAUUGGACUUCCAAUCCGAUAACAUUAGUCACAUUGCUGGCUUCGCGGCCGCCGUCAUCUUAACGGGGCUGCAUCGACCAAACUGGGCAAAAAGAAUACCAGCUUUGAUGAGCUUUGCGUUCGGACUUUGGCUACUAGAUCGUACAAUCAGAGCCUCCAGGAUGCUUUACAAUCUCGUCAACAACUCUGUCGCCUUCUAUCCGCUCCCGGAUGGAGGCACGCGCCUGCUUCUCAAAAGGCCAGGCCUCCAAGCUGCCUCACCCGGGACUCAUAUCUUCCUGUGGAUCCCGCGGGUCCAUAUCUAUGAGAAUCAUCCCUUCACAAUCGUGAACAAUGGACCCUCUGGCUUGGAGAUUGUGAUGAAAUCUCACCAGGGUUUUACCAAAGCUGUCAGCAAAUUUGCUACAUGCCAUCCUCGUUCUACGGCGUGGGCAUCGGUCGAUGGGCCCUACGGUGUAUGUCCCAACAUGGACAACUACGACAAAUUGAUCUUUAUCGCUGGUGGGAGUGGAGCGGCUUUCACGUUUGGCCUCAUGAAUCGGAUCCUUGGACAGUCUGAAAGACCUAAGCUUCAGUCCGUCGAGUUUGUGUGGACUGUCAGACGUACAGAUCAUCUGAAGUGGUUCUCCGAGCAUCUCAGUAACCUCAUGAAGAUGGGACCGGCUGUCAGAGUAUCACUCUUUGUCACAAACGAAGAGGCAACAUCAAGCUCAAUAGCCCCGCCAUACGAUAUCGCUCACGAUGUCGAAAGUCAGCUACUUUCUGGAAACAGAACCCUGGGUUAUGGAGCCGUAUCGAGCUCCGACGAUACAAGUAGUCUGCUUGCCCGAACAAACGGCCAUGAAGUCGAGCAGGCUUAUAACCUCCAUUUUAGAAGGAUGGAUAUAGAGUCGGUUAUCAGUGAUGCCAUGCAGUUUGUUGAGAGUCGCCAAAGAGUUUUGAUGGCCACUUGCGGCCCAGAAUCGCUGAUGGAAGCUGUAAGGGAUUCGGCGGAAAGUUGGCGGAAGAGGCGAGACCUUCGAAUAGACGUACACUCUGAAGACUUUUAG
This is a messenger RNA of Colletotrichum lupini, 1068 nucleotides long. RefSeq lists its product as uncharacterized. The transcript is spliced from 2 exons. Gene Ontology annotation, biological process: intracellular iron ion homeostasis; iron ion transport; copper ion import. The annotation marks the transcript as partial. Lineage: Eukaryota; Fungi; Ascomycota; Sordariomycetes; Glomerellales; Glomerellaceae. The record is from RefSeq and is a predicted model, not a curated record. Gene Ontology annotation, molecular function: ferric-chelate reductase activity. Gene Ontology annotation, cellular component: plasma membrane.